Molecule: messenger RNA, 1062 nt
Organism: Cladophialophora immunda
Lineage: Eukaryota; Fungi; Ascomycota; Eurotiomycetes; Chaetothyriales; Herpotrichiellaceae
Exons: 2
Coding region: 100-969 (289 amino acids)
Source: RefSeq, a predicted model, not a curated record
GCGAUGUCUUAUUGCAAACACGAACCCGGUUCUAUGAACGGCAGGGAGACACCAAGCCGUGUCUUGAUAUAUCACCCGGCGUGGGAUUGACAAUGCAGAAUGGUUCUGUAUCAGGUGUUCUACCAUGUUUCAUUUCUCGUCACGGCACUUAUACAUAUCUGGUUCAAUAAUUUGAUCAACACUCUCAUCAUGCUCGUGGUGACGUGUUUGUCAAAUCCCAGGCAGCCCAUUUUCCAGAGUAUCUUGCGUCUGCACUCGGUGGUUCUGGUGUGCUUCGUGCUAGCCUUCUGCUUCGAUACCGUUUCUGCUCAGCCACAGCAGACGGCGCUCAAAGGGGGAUACCAAGUACUGAAUUUCGAUGAGAUUGACACACCUGACGGUUUUGGAAACAUAACAAAUCCAUAUAAAGGAUUUGUCUUCACCGACUUCUAUGCCUUCAAACCAUCACAUUCGAGCUUUGACGGGAUCAUUUCCUCCUAUGACUUGAACUGUGCUGUAUCAAAGCCAAAUGCACUGUACGGAGCUGCAAAUGACGAUUUAUGGAAUAGCAAACAAGACUAUGAGGCAACACAACGCGAACGGCCCUCUAUCUACCCUCACAAUCCAUCGGAGACCUUCACUGUCCAUGCGCUGAAGAUAAAGCCGCUUAACAUGCCGGUCGGUUUUGUGACGAUCAACCUCCGAGGUCUUCGUUCGCAUAACCCAGGGGAUAUUAUGUCCUGGAGUGUCGAUUUCCCUGCUGGUUUUCAUGAUGUCCUUGAUGUUCAAGUCGAAACUUUCACUGGGAAGACGUGGAUGGGCUUGACUAGGCUCGAGAUUUGGGCUGAUUUCCACUUCGACAACAUCAAAAUGGAAGACUGGGAGUUCUGCCUCGACGAUAUCGAGCUUGAACUAGGGCUGGAUGCUCAGACAUCAGGGGACCUAGUCGGCCAAACAGUGUUUUCAUCAGGAAUGCAGCUUCAAGUCUAAUUUAAUGAUCUUGGCGAUAUUCAUGCCUUCACGUCUUUCCAUGCGAAAACCAUGUCUCGCUUCAAGUGCCUCAAUACCAAAGCAUAGCAUCCG